Molecule: messenger RNA, 3115 nt
Organism: Benincasa hispida (wax gourd)
Lineage: Eukaryota; Viridiplantae; Streptophyta; Magnoliopsida; Cucurbitales; Cucurbitaceae
Product: inactive protein kinase SELMODRAFT_444075-like
Biological process (GO): protein phosphorylation
Molecular function (GO): protein kinase activity; ATP binding
Source: RefSeq, a predicted model, not a curated record
AAGAGAUUCAACGGCAGAAGAGCGCCGGAUCGAAUGACGUCGAAACGCGCGCAAGUCAAUUCAUCACACUUCAUCACUCUCAUUGAAGCAUUGAGAAACAGAGCUCUCUCUCUCUAUAUAUAUAUCUGUUUAUCUUUCUCUCGCGCUUAAUCAACGGCCGCGAUCAAUUUUCCGAUCACCAACUCCGUCCUCUGUUUCCCGCUCUCUCUCUGGCAUUUACAAACAAUACACCGCCGUCUCCUCCUUAAUUCCGCAUUAGCCUCUCCGGCAGCAGAGCAGCAUCAAUCCGUUUCAACUCUCUCUCUUCAUCGCACUGGUUUUGAAGUUAGCCGCGUGGAGCAACUGCAGCCAAUUAUUCCAUCGCUUUCUCUCACAUAGUUGAAUUUUGAAUUCAGGAUAGAACUGUAUAUUUCAGCCGAGAGAGAAUCUACCAGUAUGAAGUUCAAGUUAAUUCCGCAAUUUGGAUACCAAAAUUGAGAAAAUAUCAGAAGUUUCCAUUUGAUUGAUGAAUUUUAGCGCAAUGUUGGAUUACUAAUUUGCCCUUCCGUUGUAGUCGGUAGAGAAUCAUCGUCACAACCACCGCAUGACGUUGGCGCUUGUCUACAUAUCUAAACACAAAUCCAUCUUCUCACGCUGCUUGAGCUCCUCAUGUUCUCAAAAGCCUUCACGUUUAGUAAAAACAUUCAGGACUUGGCUUCUGAAAUGUUCCCAGGCCAAGUCGAAGCCGCUUUGAAGGAGGCUCCUGGUGCUAAAACGGCGCCGGAUAGAGUUAUCGUCGCCGUCAAGGCUGAGAGAGUCAUUUCCAAAUCUGCACUGGCUUGGGCUCUUACUCAUGUGGUUCGUCCUGGUGACUGUAUAACCCUACUCGCCGUCUUCUCUGUCGAGAAAACUGGAAGAAGGUUCUGGAAUUUUCACAAAUGGAGCGGGGAUUGUGCGAGUGCCGUUCAGGAGAACCUCCCGGAUCGGGUACAUGAGAUCUCUGAGUCUUGUUCUCAGAUGGUGCUUCAUUUUCACAAUCAAGUCGAGGUACAAGUUAGGAUUAAAGUUAUCACAGGAACACAAGGAGGAUCUGUCGCUGCUGAAGCAAAAUUAAAAGGAGUUAACUGGGUCAUACUAGACAGGAAAUUGAAGAAUGAGGUAAAGAGUUGCCUGGAAGAACUAAGCUGCAAUAUUGUCACAAUGAAGGGGUCUCAGCCGAAAGUUCUCAGGCUUAAUUUGGAGUGCUGGAGUGAACCUCAAACUCCCUUCUUUUCGGCUAAUUCUUCUCCUGUUCGGAAAGGUCAACAAAAUAGAAUGAAGCAGACAACUCCAUUAGCAAACAGACCAGAAGAAGAACCAGGUGCCUCUUUCAGAAAAUCCUCAAAAGAAGGAUCAAAAUUGGGUACUGAGUCUUCUAUUUUCCUUGUAUAUGAGCAAAACCCGCUAUAUGAAGGAAACUUGAAAGGAAAUCACCUGCCGAUUAAUGAGACUAACGAUUUAAGCAUUUCAGUAUCUUCAUCCAACUCAAUGGAAGAAAAAGUUCUCUCUCUACCUCCAACAUCUGUGGCUUCAAAUAAAAAAUGUGUCUAUUGGAUUUCUCAGAACCAUAACAUUUCGGAAGGAAAAACUCUAUCCAAGUCCAAAAGAAGAUUCCUUAGAUUUGCCUCAACUCCAAAGGUGCCAUUCAGUAAUCCUACAAGCCUUGAGAAGAGCACGACUUUUGAAGAUAUGAGGCUCAACCAGUCGGAGAGAAAAGACUACAUUGUGGACUCAAACAUCAGGGAUGCUGUCUCUUUGGGCAGAGCAUCCUCUGCACCCCCUCCUCUGUGCUCAAUAUGUCAACAUAAGGUGCCAGUUUUUGGAAAACCUCCCAGACAGUUCUCCCUCAAAGAGCUCGAAGAAGCUACUGACAGAUUUUCAGAUAUGAACUUCUUGGCAGAAGGUGGUUUCGGAAUUGUUCAUAGAGGAAUCUUGAGAGAUGGUCAAGUUGUAGCUGUGAAGCAGUUGAAAUGUGGAGGCUUACAAGCAGAUGCUGAUUUUUGUCGGGAAGUUCGGGUGUUGAGUUGUGCACAACACAGAAAUGUAGUGUUGCUCAUUGGGUUUUGUAUUGAGGGCACGAUGAGGUUAUUGGUCUAUGAGUACAUAUGCAAUAGUUCAUUGGAUUUCCAUUUACAUGGGAAUGGAAGCCAGUUAGAUUGGCAUUCAAGGCAAAAAAUAGCAAUAGGAGCAGCACGAGGUUUACGUUAUCUUCAUGAAGAUUGCAGAGUCGGGUGUAUAGUCCAUAGAGACAUGCGACCUCACAAUAUCCUUCUAACACAUGAUUUUGAACCCAUGGUUGCUGAUUUCGGGCUGGCAAGGUGGCAUUCUAAAUGGUCUACCAGUGUUGAGGAGCAAGUCAUUGGAACUUCAGGGUAUCUAGCACCAGAGUACAUCAAUGGCGGUAUGGUAUCACAUAAAGUGGAUGUAUAUGCAUUUGGCAUGGUUUUAUUAGAGUUGAUUAGUGGCAGAAGAAGCUGUGAGCUGCACCGUCUAGAGGGCAAACAAUUCAUAUCAGAAUGGUUCCACCCCAUCUCUGCGUUGCAAAUUCAACAUUUACUAACUAGUAGUAAUCAUUUAGUCGAUCCAUGCAUGGCGUCCGAGCAAUCCCCCGACUUCUAUUAUCAACUACAUUCUAUGGUUCGUGCCGCUUCCUUGUGUCUAUGUCCAGAUCCUGAAUCAAGACCCUCAAUGUCAAAGAUUCUUCGAGUACUAGAAGGAGGAGAUCCAGUUGUUCCUCUUGGGUUAGACUUCGACCCGGUCGGCUGCAGAAGUGCACACUUGGGUGGUCUGACGUCUCACAACCAAAUCGAAGCAAGAAGAAGCCAUACUCGUACACUCUCACAAUGAAACAAUUCAGUUUUGAAUAGAAAAGGUCAAAAAUUUUACAAACCUCUUUCACAUUUGCUCUCCAUUUUUUCCUCCAACUAAUCAUAUUCAUCACCUAAAAGUUAGGUGUUACGUGUAAAAUACGAAAAUUGUUUAAUCUCUCUUUAGUGGUGUGAUUGUUUAUUUCCAUGCCUGUAGUCAGCAAAGGGAUUGAAUCUCAAAAUCCCCAAUCUAUUUGGAUUUGAGUUAUGAAUUGUGAUCAUACGCAUAA